Messenger RNA from Trypanosoma theileri, 678 nucleotides. RefSeq lists its product as uncharacterized. The transcript has a single exon. The coding region runs from base 1 to 678 and encodes 225 amino acids. NCBI's taxonomy places the organism in Eukaryota, Euglenozoa, Kinetoplastea, Trypanosomatida, Trypanosomatidae. The record is from RefSeq and is a predicted model, not a curated record.
AUGCGUGAUAUUGGCUUAAGACCUCUAUUGUUGCUUUUGGUCCUGCUAUUCUACCUUGUCUGCCUCACCGCGAUGGCAGAGAUGACAGAGCAGGACUUUAAACGGAUGAAGAUCAAAGACCUCCGACAUUUUCUAGAAGAACGUGAUCUCAGUUGCCCUGGAUGUCAAGAAAAGGCUGACUUUGUGCGUGUUGCGUUUCAAAAUCGCGAUAAGAAACCCGUCAGUGAGCAGGGUAAGCGCGAGAUCCCCAACGCAUCCUUUUGGGAAGUAUGGAAAGAUAAUGCCAAGGCUCUCUGUACGGAGGUAGUCCAAAAACGAGGGCUUGAUGUCUCAGGGAAGCCGCAGGCUGAUAUCUGUGAUGCAAUUGCUUACGUUGUGGAAAACUUUUUCAUGCAACACGGAAAACGCACUGCGAACAAACUACGAAAGAAGGCCGAUGACCUGCUGAAAACUUCAUACAAAAAUGUUUACUAUGAUGCUGGUCGGGUUCUUCUGGAACGGUUGGCAAACUACUGUUUGGCAUCUCCGGCCAAUCAGGAGAAAUGCAGCUCAGUUGGUAGUCUUUCAUCUCUUAUUGAGGGUUCCAGCGUUAUAGAUCUCGUGAAGUGGAUGACAAACGUUGGCAUUGAGAAUACCAACCCAAUGUAUGAUUUCCUGGAACUUCGGGACGACCUAUGA